CUCCUGCAGCUGACCAGGGAACGAUGAUCACCAGCACUACCCCCGAACCUGUCCCCGUUCCCGAACCUGUCCCCGUCCCCGAACCUGUCCCCGUCCCCGAACCUGUCCCCGAACCUGUCCCCGUCCCCGAACCUGUCCCCGAACCUGUCCUCGAGCCUGUCCCUGAAUUCGGCCCUGAGACCUCCGAGCCUCCUCACCCGUCCAUAGGGUGGGGGAACGAAACCUAUCCAAAGAGCGAGCAUGGACAAGGGUCAGAUUUGCCGCUUCAAGAGGACGACUUGGAACACAGUACUAGUGAGAAUCCAAUCGAGGACGAUUUUGAACAUGACCUGGAGGUCGUGAUACUGGAAGUAGUUCAGGGAGACGUAAAUUACCUGCCGGUCUACGAUCAUAGAGUUCAUUCUACCACGGAGGGCUGCGGCGACGGAGACUUGACCCAGGAUGAUCGAUACUCGACUGAUGUGCCAAUGGAGGGCGAAUUAAGACGCACUGAGGACCUUCCACUUAACGAUGGAGGAAAUGUAACUUUCCAGAGCGCCCACGAGGAUGUCCUCCCGCCACCAGAGAAGUCUACCACCACCCCGCCCGUGACGGUGUGCGGGAAGGGCGGCCGGAUCGUAGGCGGGACACAGGCAGGAGUGGGAUCAUGGCCGUGGGCGGUGAUAAUAAAGGACAACGUGGGCGUGCACUACUGCGGUGGAACCCUCAUCUCCUGGCGCCACGUCCUCACCGCCGCCCACUGCAUCACUGGUCCAUCGCUGGUUAACCGGUAUCCCGUGACGGUGACAGUAGGGGACCACGACCUCCUGGACACUACAGAGAGCGUGUCACAGACCAUAGGGGUGUCACAGGCACUCCAUCACAACCAGUACGCUGAAGGCUCCAGCUACAACAACGAUAUCGGUAUAAUGGUGUUGGUACGUCCAGUCACCCAGGCACCCAACAUCCUACCUGCCUGCCUCCCAUCCCCAGACUUUUCACCAGACGGGAAGACGGUGACUGUGGUAGGAUGGGGCGCCACGAUGGAGGGAGGACCCACCACUAAUGUGAUCAGAGAGGUGUCCGUGCAGGUGUUGUCCCACGCCUCCUGCCAGGUACCUUACCCCACUACCUACAAGUCUGACAGGAUGAUCUGUGCUGGUACCACUACUGGAGAGAAGGACGCCUGCCAGGGUGACUCAGGCGGGCCGAUGGUUCACAGGAGCCAGGAGACGGCUGGUGAUAUUCACUGGACGGUGGUGGGCGUCGUCAGCUACGGUUCCGGGUGUGCGAGACAGGGCUACCCGGGCGUCUACACCAAGGUAUCCCACUACCUGGACCUCAUCGGCUCCGUCAUGCUGACCUACCCUUAGUUAUAUACGGGUUCUUAAUUAUGAGCAGAUCUCUAUAAUUCUAUGUAAUUAGGUAAUUCUCCUGCUUAUUAUACCUUUUAACCUAAUUAGUUAUUUUAAGUAACAUUGUAUAAAUUACCUUCCUAACCAUCCACAAAGCUUAAAGUUGUUUGCCGUGUUGGUGGAGUUAAGAGGAAAUAUGUUUUAAGUUAUAUUAGUAAGAACGGAUGAUAUUUGUAUUUAAACCGGCCUGUGAAGAACCAAGUUACAAAUGGUUCUACGGGCCGGUUCUGUGAGUUUAAAUUAAUAGAAACUGUACACUAUUGUUAGGUAGUAUUUACUCUAACCUUUUAUAACUCUAACGUCGGUACUUUAUAAGGUAGGCACGAAGAUUAAUUCAUAUGGCCUAGUGUCACCCUGAUGGAUCGAUCUUAGUGUCACCCUGAUGGAAGAAUCUUGGUGUUUCCUUUGGUACUGAAAUGGCAGGUUCUGUUGACUCUGCCAUUACUAGACUCAUUCUCUCCUGUGUGGGAAACCUUAUUAAUUAUAUAAAUGUUUUUUCUUUAAUUUCAUGUUGUUCAGUUUUUAAGAUUAAAUAGUUAAAAUCUUCAGCACCUUUUUGAA
This is a messenger RNA of Homarus americanus (American lobster), 1955 nucleotides long. Its product is annotated as trypsin-1-like. Lineage: Eukaryota; Metazoa; Arthropoda; Malacostraca; Decapoda; Nephropidae. Bases 24 to 1352 code for a protein of 442 amino acids. Gene Ontology annotation, biological process: proteolysis. The record is from RefSeq and is a predicted model, not a curated record. The transcript has 5 exons. Gene Ontology annotation, molecular function: serine-type endopeptidase activity.